This is a messenger RNA of Nycticebus coucang (slow loris), 1395 nucleotides long. It is a transcript of the gene TEX35, whose product is annotated as testis expressed 35. Bases 1 to 753 code for a protein of 250 amino acids. The transcript has 9 exons. The record is from RefSeq and is a predicted model, not a curated record. NCBI's taxonomy places the organism in Eukaryota, Metazoa, Chordata, Mammalia, Primates, Lorisidae.
AUGUCGGCCAAGAGGGCAGAACUGAAGAAAACAAACCUGAGCAAGACCUACAAGGCAAUUUGCUUGGAAUUGAAGCCAGAGCCGACCAAAUUAAGAAGCGUUUUUGAGGCCAUGACACCAGCCAGGCCUGAGAUCCGUGGGGAGGUGAUCUGGAGUCAGGGGUCAAUCGCUAUUUCUGGCAGCCAAGACCUGUCCCAGACAUGUACCUACAAAGGAGUUAAACAAGAAGGGCUGCCCACCAAAACAGGAGUGACUCGGGAACUAAAGAAUGAACUUAGGGAGGUGAGGGAAGAGCUCCAGGAAAAAAUGGAGGAGAUAAAACAGAUAAAGACUAUAAUGGACAGGGAUUUUGACAAGCUUCAUGAAUUCGUGGAAAUUAUGAAGGAAAUGCAGAAAGAUAUGGAUGAGAAGAUGGAUGUUUUAAUCAACAUACAGAAGAAUAACAAGCUUCCCCUUAGAAAAGGACCAAAGGAGGAACUGCAGGAACUUGGGCUGAUGGGAAAGAGUAACACAGACCCACAGCUCAGGCUCAAGAAAAUGGAUGGAGCUGAUGGAGCACCCUCUGCUCUUCCCAAGAAAACAUUGGCAUCACAAAAACCAAAGAAAGACCCACUGGAUCCCCAUCAUCCAUGUAGGACCUGCUGUGAGAAAUGUUUGUUGUGUGCCCUAAAGAACAACUACAAUCAGGGCAAAAAGCUCUCGCACCAGGUCUGGGCACCGUUUUCACCCUUGGCUUCUGGAGCUGCCUUCUGAUUUAUCUGUACCUCAACCCCGGUGAGAUGGAGUACAUACUUCCAACCUAGUGCAGCGGCAGAACCUACCAGCAGCUCCGGCUCAUCAUCUCCCCACUUCCUGAGCUGCACAGAAAGGGCUGUUGCCUUCUUAAGUACCAUUCCCGCCCCAGGCCUCCACCGGAGAUUAAAAAAUCAUCAUUUAAAGCUAAAACUGAUGUCGCUGUUUUGAAUACUAACCCCGCACUUGAGUGUGGGGAGUGUCAUUCUUUUUUUUCUCAAUUGGCAUAUUUUAGACUCCAACCCCUCCUGCUUCCAGUAGGAAAUUCUAUCUUAGUCAUCCUAGAUCCUCCCCACCACCACCUCUCUCCAGCCACCUGGGUCUUCACAGGUCCCAGGUCAAAGUACCGGCAGGUCCCUGAUGAUAGUGGUGCCAGUGGUGUGGUGUCAGGAAAGACCCCUACACUGUGUGUGGGGCCUGUACACCUUGGGUGAUGCUGGGAGCCCCUAGGCCUCGAGUCCGGCCUGCAGUGCUCCCGGAGGCCUUGUCUGCAGGCAAGACUCAGGUCUCUGCUGCUCAUGGAACUCAGUGCUCUUUCUGGGGUCUUGGGCUCCACCCUCCUCACCUCCUCAAGGCUUUCCUCUCCCUCCCCUCACCCCCUGU